This is a messenger RNA of Brienomyrus brachyistius, 3738 nucleotides long. Its product is annotated as ADP-ribosylation factor-binding protein GGA1-like. Gene Ontology annotation, cellular component: trans-Golgi network. Gene Ontology annotation, molecular function: small GTPase binding; ubiquitin binding; phosphatidylinositol binding. Gene Ontology annotation, biological process: intracellular protein transport; vesicle-mediated transport. Bases 219 to 3026 code for a protein of 935 amino acids. Lineage: Eukaryota; Metazoa; Chordata; Actinopteri; Osteoglossiformes; Mormyridae. The transcript is spliced from 25 exons. The record is from RefSeq and is a predicted model, not a curated record.
AGGCACCGUGUGUUUACCUGACAUUAUACAGUACAAGGCAACUUAUAGUAUACAGUAUAUAUUAUAGGCUAUGUAUAGAUAAGUAUACAUAUUACUUAUCUGACAGCGACUGUAACCAUUUAAACGUUCAGUUAGUCUGCAAGAGGAAUCAGUUCCCCUUUUCUGUUGCAAGAUUUACAAGCGCUGGCAACCGUUUCAGAGACUGAAAUGAGAAUCACAUGUCAAGUCAAGUGCCUGCAGACCGUCUCGGAAGCAAGAAACGAAAGCGUGAAGACAUGGCUGCGCCGGACGGGCAGGAGACCCUAGAGAGCUGGCUCGAUAAAGCCACAGAUCCCAGCAAUUCCAGCGAGCGAUGGGACUGCAUUCAGCGAGUCUAUGAGCAGGUCAAUGAAGAACAGGACGGGCCUCAAGUCGCCACAAGGCUUUUAGCUCAUAAGAUCCAGUCACCCCAGGAGAAAGAAGCACUGCAGGCCUUGACAGUUUUAGAAGUUUGCAUGAACAACUGUGGGAAGCAGUUUCACAAGGAGGCCGGGAAGUUCCGUUUUCUCAAUGAAUUAAUAAAAGUUUUAUCACCAAAGUACUUAGGCAAGAUCAGCCCAGAGGCAGUGAGGUUAAAGGUCACAGAGGUUCUCUAUGGCUGGACUCAGUGGCUGAAAGAUGAGGUCAAGAUCCAGGAGGCCUAUCAGAUGCUAAAGAAACAAGGAAUAGUGAAACAAGACCCCCCAUUAUCGAGGGAAAUCAUAAUGCCCCCCCUGUCUCCCAGAGCAACGGCCUCUAUGUUUGAUGACGCCGACAAAACAAAGCUGCUGGAGAAGCUCCUGAAGAGCCAACGCUUGGACGAUCUGCAGGCCGCCAACUUGCUGAUAAAGAGCACUGUGAAGGAGGAGGAAGACAGACUGGAGAAGGUGAGCAGGCGGACCAGUGCCGUAGAGGAAGCGAGGAGCACCGCAAAGCAUCUGAGGGAGCUUCUGGAGAAGCACAGGAGGGCUGACCUGUCCUCAGAAGAGCAGGAGGAAAUGAAGAACCUGUUUGCGAGCUGUGACAAGAUGAGGCCCACAUUGUUCCGACUGGCCAGCGACACGGUGGACGACGAUGCCGCACUUGCUGAAAUCCUCCAGGCUAAUGACAAGCUGAUAUUCACCGUUAAUUUGUAUAAUAAAGAGGUGGGAAGUACACUAGCUAACGGCUCAGGAGAGCAGCCCAAAAACAUGGCAGGCGUCAUGAACUCCAAAGAGACAAAGACGUACCACCUCAUAGACCUGUCAGCACUGGACAUCGCCCAGCCUGAUAACAAGCCGGCGCCUGUCGGUGGACUGGGCAACAACGGCCUGUCCCUGCUGGAUGAGCAGCUCCUGGAGUUUGGAUUAAGUGACUCCCCUCCAGAAAUGAAUAAUGUCACCACACAGCUGCCUCAGCCUUUGAGAUGUGAUGAACUUUACGGCCUGGGAGACAUUACCACACGCACGGUGACAGCGAGCAGCGUGCUAAGGGCUCGAGGCUGCUCUGGGAAUGGAGGACUGGAGUUAAAGAGAGACUUCACCCAGGGAUCCUGCACAGUUCCUUCUCAGCAUGGCUGGUCUGUUCUUCAACCCACACCAGCUUUGGGCAGCACCCUGAGCCAGCCAAGCAUUUUUCCAGAAUCGGUUGAUAAUCGGUCCUUAUCCAACGUCUUUGUCCCUUUGGAGUCGAUAAAGCCCAGUGCUGCCGCGCCUGUUACGGUCCAUGACAAGGACGGCAUACGAGUGAUGCUGCACCUGGCCAGGGAUUCGCCGCCGGGGCGACCGGAUGUCAUCGUCAUGGUGAUCUCGAUGUUGAACACUUCGCCACAUGCUGUCAGGGAUGUCGUCUUCCUGGCUGCGGUGCCAAAGACCAUGACUGUGAAGCUGCAGACGUCCUCUGGGACACAGCUUCCAGCCUACAACCCCCUGCUGCCCCCAACGUCCAUAUCCCAGGUCCUGCUCCUCUCCAACCCUCUCAAAGCUAAGGUGCGAUUACGGUACAAGCUGGAGUUCCUUCACGGAGAGCAGAAGACCACCGAGCUGGGAGAAGUGGACGGCUUCCACUCUGAAAUCCUCCAGGCUAAUGACAAGCUGAUAUUCACCGUUAAUUUGUAUAAUAAAGAGGUGGGAAGUACACUAGCUAACGGCUCAGGAGAGCAGCCCAAAAACAUGGCAGGCGUCAUGAACUCCAAAGAGACAAAGACGUACCACCUCAUAGACCUGUCAGCACUGGACAUCUCCCAGCCUGAUAACAAGCCGGCGCCUGUCGGUGGACUGGGCAACAACGGCCUGUCCCUGCUGGAUGAGCAGCUCCUGGAGUUUGGAUUAAGUGACUCCCCUCCAGAAAUGAAUAAUGUCACCACACAGCUGCCUCAGCCUUUGAGAUGUGAUGAACUUUACGGCCUGGGAGACAUUACCACACGCACGGUGACAGGGAGCAGCGUGCUAAGGGCUCGAGGCUGCUCUGGGAAUGGAGGACUGGAGUUAAAGAGAGACUUCACCCAGGGAUCCUGCACAGUUCCUUCUCAGCAUGGCUGGUCUGUUCUUCAACCCACACCAGCUUUGGGCAGCACCCUGAGCCAGCCAAGCAUUUUUCCAGAAUCGGUUGAUAAUCGGUCCUUAUCCAACGUCUUUGUCCCUUUGGAGUCGAUAAAGCCCAGUGCUGCCGCGCCUGUUACGGUCCAUGACAAGGACGGCAUACGAGUGAUGCUGCACCUGGCCAGGGAUUCGCCGCCGGGGCGACCGGAUGUCAUCGUCAUGGUGAUCUCGAUGUUGAACACUUCGCCACAUGCUGUCAGGGAUGUCGUCUUCCUGGCUGCGGUGCCAAAGACCAUGACUGUGAAGCUGCAGACGUCCUCUGGGACACAGCUUCCAGCCUACAACCCUCUGCUGCCCCCGACGUCCAUAUCCCAGGUCCUGCUCCUCUCCAACCCUCUCAAAGCUAAGGUGCGAUUACGGUACAAGCUGGAGUUCCUUCACGGAGAGCAGAAGACCACCGAGCUGGGAGAAGUGGACGGCUUCCACUGAACGCGCCGAGAACAACGCAAACAAGGAUGCUGGGAGCUAUGACCAUGUGACAGGGGCAGACUUGAGGUUAUAUGGAGGGUUUUAGCCUGCUGCCUUUAUUUAUUUUAAAGUUUUAUAUUGACUUUAAAUAACUUUAUUUAGGGCUUGACCCUUUCAGUGCCAAAAAACAUGCAAUGUGUAAUUAAGGGGCCUCCUGAGGUUGUCAGUGGUCAUAUCUCACUUCAGCUAAACUAGGGGUUUAAGCAUAUGAUAGUGACCUUUUACAAUACCAUCACAUGCUGGUUUUUAAUGAUCAAGUAUAUGUGAUUAUAAAUGAGCUAAAGAGAACUGAACCACUUGCAUUAUUUUAUUAUAGAUUAUUUUGAUUCUUAUGAACUAGAAGGUUGUUACUUCUUUGGUCUGCUAGCAGUUUGACAUUGCAUGGGGGAAUUGUAGACAUGAUUUAUUUCUGAAUUCUUCAGCCAAUGCUGGGCGUUUGUUUCAUUUUCUGUUUCCUUGGAAAAUGCAACCUCCUUGGAGAAAGGAAUCAUUAUGGCGACCAAGUCUUUUGCAAAGAUAAUAUGGCCAUUCUUGCCUCUCCUACUCCAGCUGUUAUUUAACAUUUUGUUUCCUUGGCUAAUAACCAGUCAGCAUGGAGUCAUUAUGUUUUGGAAGCACCAUAAUUCUGCCCUAAUAACUUUCUUAUGAAGCAUUAAAAUCCCUUUGAUUACCA